UUGUCGGGCAUUCUGGGAAGGCGGAAAAAGCUCAAAAGCGUUUGUGAAAUCGACGUCUGCACGUUGCCGCAGUGUAGAAGACAAUCCCAAAAAACAAAGAAAACUCUUCCAAAUACGUAAACCAGGACCGACAACAUGUCUAUCGGCGUGCCUAUCAAGGUUCUCCAUGAAGCGGAGGGACACAUCGUGACCUGUGAGACGAACACUGGGGAGGUGUACAGGGGCAAGCUCAUUGAAGCCGAAGACAACAUGAACUGCCAAAUGUCCAACAUCACUGUGACCUACCGCGAUGGGAGAGUAGCCCAGCUGGAGCAGGUCUACAUCCGUGGGAGCAAGAUCCGCUUUCUCAUCCUACCAGACAUGUUAAAGAAUGCACCCAUGUUAAAGAGCAUGAAGAACAAGAACCAGGGAUCAGGGGCCGGGAGGGGCAAGGCGGCCAUUCUCAAAGCUCAAGUGGCGGCCAGAGGUCGGGGUCGUGGAGGAAUGGGAAGAGGCAACAUCUUCCAGAAAAGGCGAUAACUGCUGCAGAGGUCAACUGAAGAGUUUUGCAUUGUACAGACGUUUCUUUUGUUGUCCUUCGACGUUGGAAACAAUUGUCAUACAUUUGUGUUUUCUUUGUCAAUGUAACAAAGUGCUUUGCAGUUUUCUGCAUUUUUUUCUUUUUUUUUAAAUAAAACGCUUUUAACUUGUACACUUUUUUUCUUCAUUAAAACAUCCCCAGAUAUUUUAA
Messenger RNA from Gadus chalcogrammus (walleye pollock), 730 nucleotides. It is a transcript of the gene snrpd3l, whose product is annotated as small nuclear ribonucleoprotein D3 polypeptide, like. Lineage: Eukaryota; Metazoa; Chordata; Actinopteri; Gadiformes; Gadidae. Bases 136 to 519 code for a protein of 127 amino acids. The transcript has 4 exons. The record is from RefSeq and is a predicted model, not a curated record. Gene Ontology annotation, cellular component: U12-type spliceosomal complex; commitment complex; SMN-Sm protein complex. Gene Ontology annotation, molecular function: RNA binding. Gene Ontology annotation, biological process: RNA processing; spliceosomal snRNP assembly.